CCCUGUCCCAGCUGGGCACCCAGGAGUGCCCUCGGAUCCCCCUGAGGAACCUAUGCAGCAAGGAUGUGCCAGGAGAGGUACUGUCAGGUGCCCCAGUGGAUCUGCACCAAACAUGAGAGGCCACAGAGCUCUGUGGGAGACAUACCGAGGUUGGAGGCGCGCCACAUGGCUGCUGCUCUCCUUCCUGGUGUCUCUGCUCCUGGUGGCUGUCAGCAUCGUCCUCCAUUUCGGAGACUUUAAAAUGACAAAGAGAUCCAUUGCAUUCAAUGUUACCAAUCCAAUCCACGUUCUUUCACUUGUGCGCCUGGUGAACGGCAACAACCGGUGCGAGGGGCGCGUGGAGGUACAGCACAAUGGCACCUGGGGCACGGUCUGUGACGAUGACUGGGACAUGGUGGACGCCAACGUGGUGUGCCGCCAGCUCCGGUGCGGGUCCGCCGUGGCGGUGGCCAGCAGCUCGGCCUAUGGCCAGGGCUCGGGCCCCAUCCUGCUGGACAACGUGGACUGCAAGGGCGGGGAGCGCGACCUGGGCCAGUGCGGCAGUCUGGGCUGGGGGAUCCACAACUGCUACCACUACGAGGAUGUGGCCAUCACCUGCCGAGACACGACAGGGCUGGAAUCGCGAGGACACGGAGAAUUCACCACCCCACCUCGCCGGAACAAAGGCCCGAGGGACGGCUCCAUCCGGCUAAUAGGAGGGCCAAACCGCUGUCAGGGGCGGGUGGAGAUCUAUCACCGCGGAAACUGGGGCACAGUAUGUGAUGACGACUGGGACCUGAAGGAAGCGGGCGUGGUGUGUCAGCAGAUAGGGUGCGGCCACGCCCUGUCCCCCACCACCAACGCGUACUUUGGCUAUGGGACAGGCCUGAUCCUCCUGGACAACAUUAACUGCGCGGGCCAUGAGGCACACCUGGCGGCCUGCUCCAGCCUGGGGUGGAGCAUCCACAACUGCGGUCACCACGAGGAUGCUGGGGUCAUCUGCUCAGGGACAGGGUAUACAACGGCUCGUCCGCUGAUCACUUGGACAGAGAGAAAUGGAAGGUUCUUUGAGACGGAGAGCACAGCAGUAACAGAUAUUACAGUUCCAGUCACUGAAACACCAACCCCUCAAACUACUGCUGAGCCGACAACAAAAGCCUGGCCCAGAAUCCGCGUGGCGAACGGGAACAGCAGCUGCCAGGGGCGAGUGGAGAUCUUCUUCCACAGUGUGUGGGGGACCGUGUGCGAUGACGAAUGGGACCUGGCCAACGCCCAGGUGGUGUGUCGGCAGCUGGGGUGCGGCCCCGCCAUUUCGGCUAAGCCGCUCGCCUUCUUCGGGUACGGCGCGGGACCCAUCCUGCUGGACAACGUAGACUGCAAUGGGUACGAGGGCUCCCUGGCCGACUGCUUCCACCUGGGCUGGACCCAGCACAACUGCGGCCACCACGAGGACGCGGGGGUCAUCUGCUUACGUAAGGCGGUCCUUUCCCGAGAGUUCGACAGUGCAGACAAACUGGACACGACAGGAACACCAGCAGAAGGGACCCUGAGGCUGGUGAAUGGCCAGCACAGCUGCGAGGGCCGGGUGGAGAUGUUCUUCCAGGCGCACUGGGGGACCAUCUGCGAUGACGCCUGGGACCUCCCCGACGCCCAGGUGGUCUGCAGGCAGGUGGGUGGCUGCGGGGAGGCCACCCACGCCUGGGGAGAGGCCUUCUUCGGCCGGGGAAAUGGCACCAUCCUCCUGGACAAUCUCAAAUGUAGUGGCCUGGAGGUCUCCCUCUUGGAGUGCUCUCACAUACCCUGGAACGUCCACAACUGUGACCACUCGGAAGAUGCUGGCGUGAGCUGCGUGCUGUUGUGA
This is a messenger RNA of Conger conger (European conger), 1840 nucleotides long. RefSeq names its product scavenger receptor cysteine-rich domain-containing group B protein (gene ssc4d). The transcript is spliced from 12 exons. Lineage: Eukaryota; Metazoa; Chordata; Actinopteri; Anguilliformes; Congridae. The record is from RefSeq and is a predicted model, not a curated record. Gene Ontology annotation, cellular component: membrane. The coding region runs from base 53 to 1840 and encodes 595 amino acids.